This is a messenger RNA of Nicotiana tabacum (common tobacco), 748 nucleotides long. NCBI's taxonomy places the organism in Eukaryota, Viridiplantae, Streptophyta, Magnoliopsida, Solanales, Solanaceae. The record is from RefSeq and is a predicted model, not a curated record.
GUUUUUUCAAAAUCCAUAAUCUUUGGUGCUCUCCCAUAUUUUACCUGCUUAGGCCUACGAAUUUAAUAACAGAACUAACUAAGCAAAUUUUUUUUGCAGUACAACUUUCAAUACUGGUCCAGCUACCAACUGCAGUAUGGAGACAAUGUCAGCGGAUUAUGAAGUCAGUGGGGAGGGUUUAAGAGAAGCAAUAAAAAAUGGUGAUGUGAGUGCGGCAAAGAAGCUCCUAAAUCAGGGAGUUGAUGCAAAUUACCUUGACAAGCGAGGAUCAUCAUUGUUACAUCUGGCGGCUGUAUUCAAUCGAACUGAAAUAGCAUUUGCCCUCAUGGAGAGUGGAGCUAGUUUGUACUGCAAAAAUUCACAAGGUGAAACACCACUGGAUUGUGCUCCUGCCACAUUGCAAUUCAAGAUGAAAAAGAAGAUGGAAGAGGGUGGGCAGUAACUUUUCAUCCGAAAGCAACACUUCUCCAAAUCAGGCUACAAGAAGUUCAAAGAAGGGUGAACUCUAUCCUAUUUGUGUGUCAUAUCUUUGUACCCUAGCAAACGGCUACAAUAAGAUGUCAGCAGUUUCAAGGAAAUAAUCUGUCCUUUUUAUGUGUGUCAUAUAUUUGUACUUACGCAAUAGACGACUCAGUUUCAGUUUCUUGGUUAAUCUCGUAUUGACGUUACCUUAAGUUUACGACUGCUGGGAGUGGUUCUUUUCAAAAUUAUCCUCCACCUACCAUAUCAAGAUUUCCUAGUUUUCUCA